CGUCUGAUCCAAGGGCCCUGAACCAAGGAGCCGAGGAGUUUGAGAAGCCAGCAGCUCGGGGUUCGGCGGCAGCAGCCCCAUCGGCCGAAGUUCGGGGGGGGGGGGGGUGCGCCGAGCGCGGGGUGGGGGGGGGUCCUGGUCUUUGGCUUCUCGACUCGGUCCUGUUUCAACAGCGAACAUGUUGCGGCCUGUCAGAAGUAGGAAGGUUGUUGAUUAUUCACAGUUUCAAGAAUCUGAUGAUGCAGAUGAAGAUUAUGGAAGAGAUUCGGGCCCUCCUGCUAAGAAAAUUCGAUCAUCUCCCCGAGAAGCUAAAAAUAAGAGGCGAUCUGGAAAGAAUUCACAGGAAGAUAGUGAGGACUCAGAAGAAAAAGAUGUGAAGACCAAGAAGGAUGAUUCUCACUCAGCAGAGGACAGUGAAGAUGAAAAAGAAGAUCAUAAAAAUGUGCGCCAGCAACGGCAAGCAGCAUCCAAAGCAGCUUCUAAACAGAGAGAGAUGCUCAUGGAAGAUGUGGGCAGUGAGGAAGAACAAGAAGAAGAGGAUGAGGCACCAUUCCAGGAGAAUUCCGGCAGCGAUGAGGAUUUCCUAAUGGAAGACGAUGAUGAUAGUGACUAUGGCAGUUCAAAAAUGAAAAACAAAAAGAUGGUUAAGAAGUCAAAACCUGAGAGAAAAGAAAAGAAAAUGCCCAAACCCAGGCUAAAGGCUACAGUGACACCAAGUCCAGUGAAAGGAAAGGGAAUGGGUCGCCCCACAGCUUCAAAGGCAUCAAAGGAAAAGACUCCUUCUCCCAAAGAAGAUGACGAGGAACCAGAAAGCCCUCCAGAAAAGAAAACAUCUGCAAGCCCCCCUCCCGAGAAGUCUGGGGAUAAAGGGUCUGAAGAUGAAGCCCAGUCUGGGGAGGAUUAAAAGUGAUGAUGGUUUGGGGAGAGAUGUUAUU
Molecule: messenger RNA, 935 nt
Organism: Lemur catta (Ring-tailed lemur)
Lineage: Eukaryota; Metazoa; Chordata; Mammalia; Primates; Lemuridae
Product: nuclear ubiquitous casein and cyclin-dependent kinase substrate 1-like
Biological process (GO): interstrand cross-link repair; double-strand break repair via homologous recombination
Cellular component (GO): cytoplasm
Molecular function (GO): double-stranded DNA binding; single-stranded DNA binding
Source: RefSeq, a predicted model, not a curated record